Messenger RNA from Sapajus apella (tufted capuchin), 521 nucleotides. RefSeq names its product alpha-(1,3)-fucosyltransferase 5. Gene Ontology annotation, cellular component: membrane. The record is from RefSeq and is a predicted model, not a curated record. Gene Ontology annotation, molecular function: alpha-(1->3)-fucosyltransferase activity. Lineage: Eukaryota; Metazoa; Chordata; Mammalia; Primates; Cebidae. The transcript has a single exon. The annotation marks the transcript as partial.
GUGGCCUGGGCGGUGUCCAACUGGAAUCCACAGUCUGCCAGGGUGCGCUACUACCAGACCCUGCAGGCACAUCUCAAGGUGGACGUGUACGGGCGCUCCCACAAGCCGCUGCCCCAGGGGACCAUGAUGGAGACGCUGUCCCGGUACAAGUUCUACCUGGCCUUCGAGAACUCCGUGCACCCCGACUACAUCACCGAGAAGCUGUGGAGGAACGCCCUGGAGGCCUGGGCCGUGCCCGUGGUGCUGGGCCCCAGCAGGAGCAACUACGAGAAGUUCCUGCCGCCCGACGCCUUCAUCCACGUGGACGACUUCCAGAGCCCCAAGGACCUGGCCCAGUACCUGCAGGCACUGGACAAGGACCACGCCCGCUACCUGCGCUACUUUCGCUGGCGGGAGACGCUGCGGCCUGGCUUCUUCAGCUGGGCACGGUGUUUCUGCCAGGCCUGCUGGAAGCUGCAGCAGGAACCCAGGUACCAGACGGUGCGCAGCAUAGCCGCUUGGUUCACCUGAGAGGCCGGCGU